CUUUGAAAAGCUUCUUUCAUGUCGAGUUUCUCUUCCUGAAACUCUGCCUCUCUCUCUAUCGCAAUUCUAACGCCUCCUAAACAUCAACAUCACUAUUGGCGUAACAAGUUAGUCGUACUUAAUCAUUCGUUAAUGGCGACAGCAUUAUCCGUAACAUCUCCACAUCGUUCGUCAUGUCUCUUGAGAUUCCGUCGCGAUCCGACAUCAACCCGGGAAACCCUUCUGAGUUUCGGGUUACGUUCCAGACAUAACCAGAUUCGAUGUGAGAGUUUACGUUCCUCGUCGGAAAGCCGUGUGACAAGAAGAGGUGAAGCGGUGGUGACGGCGGCAAAGAAGAGACAUCAAUCACCGGAAAGAUGCGCGGCGGAGGGAAUACUUAUCGGUGGAGGAGAGGUGGAGGUGGCAAGGGAGGUGGGGAAGUUGAUACCGGAGAGGAUGAAAGUAGUGAUGUUGACGGCGUGCAUGAUGUGUCUUUGUAACGCCGACAGAGUUGUGAUGUCUGUAGCGGUGGUUCCACUCGCCGAGAAGCUUGGCUGGUCGAGUUCUUUUCUAGGGGUAGUUCAGUCCUCCUUUUUAUGGGGUUACAUUUUUUCAUCGGUUAUUGGAGGAGCAUUGGUGGAUCGUUAUGGAGGAAAAAGAGUAUUGGCUUGGGGAGUCGCAUUGUGGUCUUUUGCCACUCUACUCACUCCAUGGGCAGCUGCACACUCGACCGUAGCCUUACUGUGUGCCCGAGCCUUCUUUGGUCUCGCUGAAGGUGUUGCAAUGCCCUCCAUGACUACUCUUCUCUCUCGGUGGUUCCCCAUGGAUGAACGAGCCAGUGCGGUUGGUAUAUCGAUGGCAGGGUUUCACAUGGGAAACGUCGUGGGACUUUUGUUAACACCGCUCAUGUUAUCUUCUAUAGGAAUCUCUGGUCCAUUCAUUCUUUUUGCGUCCUUAGGUCUAUUGUGGGUGUCCACUUGGGCAAGCGGCGUUACAAACAACCCUCAGGACAGUCCUUUCAUCACUAGGUCAGAGCUGAGGCAAAUCCAGGCUGGAAAACCGGUUCAUACGCCAACCAGUUCAACCAAGCCUAACCCAUCUUUGCGCCUUCUUUUGUCGAAGUUGCCUACUUGGGCCAUCAUUUUCGCUAAUGUGACUAACAAUUGGGGAUACUUUGUUCUUCUCUCAUGGAUGCCUGUUUACUUCCAGACGGUGUUUAACGUGAAUUUGAAGCAAGCGGCAUGGUUCAGCGCUCUUCCAUGGGCCACAAUGGCGGUCUCGGGAUACUUUGCUGGCUCAGCAUCAGACUGCUUGAUCAGAACUGGUCACUCUGUGACCUCUGUCCGAAAGAUCAUGCAGUCUAUCGGAUUUAUUGGUCCAGGGUUGUCUCUGCUAUGCCUGAACUACGCAAAAUCGCCUUCUUGCGCAGCGAUUCUCAUGACCAUUGCAUUGAGCUUGAGUUCCUUUAGCCAAGCUGGGUUCCUCCUCAAUAUGCAAGACAUCGCACCGGAAUAUGCUGGUUUCUUGCACGGUAUUUCAAAUUGUGCGGGUACGUUGGCUGCGAUCGUUAGUACAAUAGGGACGGGCUACUUCGUGCAGUGGCUCGGUUCCUUCCAGGCGUUCCUGACGGUGACGGCGUUUCUUUACUUUGCAACGACCGUGUUCUGGAUCCUUUUCGCCACCGGAGAACGAGUCUUUUAGAUCCAACAGGCUAUCCUUAUAAACUUACAGAGCAAUAUGAUACCAGAAAAAAGAUACUGAGAUACAAAUGAUUGUUUUUUUUCUGGAACAUAAUAUAUUUUUGUACGUUGUUUUUCCUGUUUUCUGAUAAAAACUU
Molecule: messenger RNA, 1816 nt
Organism: Brassica oleracea var. oleracea
Lineage: Eukaryota; Viridiplantae; Streptophyta; Magnoliopsida; Brassicales; Brassicaceae
Product: probable anion transporter 3, chloroplastic
Exons: 8
Coding region: 133-1680 (515 amino acids)
Biological process (GO): transmembrane transport
Cellular component (GO): plastid
Molecular function (GO): phosphate transmembrane transporter activity
Source: RefSeq, a predicted model, not a curated record